Molecule: messenger RNA, 2028 nt
Organism: Bradysia coprophila
Lineage: Eukaryota; Metazoa; Arthropoda; Insecta; Diptera; Sciaridae
Biological process (GO): attachment of mitotic spindle microtubules to kinetochore
Cellular component (GO): Ndc80 complex
Source: RefSeq, a predicted model, not a curated record
UAUUCACGGAACGAAGCAAACGGAAUUUCCCUCCAACUGCUCCAACUUUACUUGUGUAUGUCAGUGAAUCGACUAAAUUUUUUUUAAAUGUUAACGUUGCUCUCGUCGUUCUGUAAAUUUUCAUAAUUGUAAUCAACAAAAUCAAUGAUAUAAGUCAUGGACCGGCGAAAAACCCAAGAAAAGGAGAAGGCUGUUCCGCAACCAUCAAGCAGAAUCAGUCGACUGGCCCAACCUCGAAAAUAUUCUUGCACACCGCAUUCGCUUAGCCGAAACCGUUCGUCUUCACAUGAAAAUGUUUCACAUUACAACCGACAAAUACCUAAGAGAGCCCGGAGCAACUCGGCAACUCCACGCAUGCCUAGUGAAACACCAGUUCGGCCACCGUUUGCGAGAUCGUUGUCCUCGUUAUUUACACCAGCAUCGACCAACAAAAGUAACGCUUCGACCAACAGAAGUUCUGCUUUGAAGAAAUCCAAUAGCGAGCAGGCCGCACGUAUUCUCGAAGUGGUACGCAACCAUUUCGGAACAACGUUCUUACCCGGUGGAUUGCAGUCGAUGUCUGCGAAACAAUUUGUCGAGAUAAUCCGGUUUUUCUCUCAGAGUAUCGCUGGUGGUAAAGUAACCAUUCACGAUAACAACGUUGAUGAUGUCAAACUUUUCGUCGAUUUUAUGGAAUAUCCACAUCAGAUGAACAAGUCCUGGUUCAAGGCACCAACCGUUUCGAUUGCUUACGACCGUAAUGUGGAAUUUUUGGAUUGGCUAUGCGACUUUAUUGCGAUUGAUGAUGGCGACAACAUUACCGACGACAUCGAAUACAAAGAUACCGAAUCGGAUAAUCUGGUCGAUCAACGAUUCGUCGCUAGUUUCGUCGGUGAUUUGAAAAACGGUUUCGCCAUUUGGAGUGAUCAAACAGCUGAAUUCGAUGGAUGGAAAUUGAAAUGGAUUCGUGAGAUGAUUCAUACUAAGGCCGGAUUGGAUGACAUUGAUGCUUCUACCGGUCGUAUUCAAAACGAGUUCACUAUGCUGCAAUCGCAGGAAGUGCCGUUCGGAGAUGAGCAUUUGUUGCAGAUACAGCAAAAGAAGUGCGAGGAAUUGAAAAAGGAGGUGGCCAAAGUUCUGGCAAUUUUCAACGAGAAAACUGUUGAUGUUCGAGAAAGUUCCGAAGAACUGAAUGAAUUGGUGAAAACUAACAAGGAGCUGAUUAAUAGCUUGAACCAGAUAAAGGAAACUAUCAAGAAUCAACCCGUAUCAGCCGAUGACCGACAAACCUGUAUCGCUGAUCUCAAUCAAAAAAAACAUUUGCUCGAGGAAAAACAGAAUUUCGUUAAUGUUUUGAAAGCGAUUGCCGACGACAGUCAGGUCAAAAUCGCCCGGCUGAGGAGACAGAAAACCAGCAAAAUUUACGCGAUUAAUGCGGUCGUGCAAAAAUUGCUUCAAAUUGGCAUUAAAUUCGACGAUCUGACCAUAGAUCAGCUGUUCAUCAAUGAAAGCGAUACGAAACCCGAAAUAAAAGCCAAAUUGGAAUUAAUCAAUCAAGUCAGAGAAAUCAUCAAUGCACGUCGGGCUGAUGUCCAUGCAUCGGUGAAUGAAACUCAAUCGCAGGUCACGUCCAUUUCGAAUGAGCUGUUUGUGGUGGAGAACGAGGUAUCUGCCCUCAAGAAACAGCUGCAUUCGUUGGAAAUUCGAUUGCGAAAAGUGGAAAACGAAAUUGUUGAGACGCAGUACCAGUCGGAGCAACAACAACAACAGCUGCAAGCAACACUCGACAGGACGACGGAGGAAAUCCAACAAAAUCAAUUAAAAUGUCAGAAUAACGAAAAAGUAGUCGAGUUGUUGAAAGCGGAAACUAAGUCCAUAUAUGAAGGCAUUCAAUUGAAGGCUGAUGCAAUGCUGAAAGAUAAAUUGGAGCGCCAGGCGCGUCGAGAGGCAGCUAUUGCAGAACUUGAACAAGUAGCCGAAGAGCUUAAGGAUGCUGUAAACAAUUUAAAAUAAGUUUUAAUUUAAUAAAGUAUUUUUUUCUUCAACCCC